This is a messenger RNA of Achroia grisella, 1594 nucleotides long. RefSeq lists its product as uncharacterized. Gene Ontology annotation, cellular component: mitochondrion. NCBI's taxonomy places the organism in Eukaryota, Metazoa, Arthropoda, Insecta, Lepidoptera, Pyralidae. The transcript is spliced from 2 exons. Bases 194 to 1513 code for a protein of 439 amino acids. The record is from RefSeq and is a predicted model, not a curated record.
AUAGUUGUUCAACUUCAUUUUGUUGGCAACAAUGGUGAUCUGAAUAUAACCUAAAAAAAUAGCAAUAAUAAAUGAAAAUUUUAAUUGUCUGUUCGUAGUACAUUCAUUUUGGAAUUAUUAUAAUAAUUUACUCAAGACAGUGCAUACGUAAUUAAUUUUAGUAAUACUUCUAUUUAUUUGUAAUCGAACUAUAAUGUUAAAAGUCAUACGGAAAAGUUAUUUUCGGAGAGAUAUGUUUUUGACAGUAUUCAUUCAAAAGAAGAAUUUUUUAACUAAUGAAUAUCAGUGUACUGAUGCCUGGAAUAAACAAAUCUCGUCGCCUCUACUAAACAGAAUAAACCUUACAGAUUUUUACAAUACACUAGAUCAACAAGUUUCAUCAAAAGGUGUUAUUAGUGCUCUUGAUGUUGAUAUUUUUGCUAAUGCGGUAAAAGACCCCGUCUAUCUAGAAGAACUGAAGGAUCUCUUGCUUAAACUGAGGCUCUCUGCAGAAACUGGUAAUAUGUUGGAAUCCACACAUCAUGCCACUAUUAGACAUUUUAUCGAAUUUGAACGAAUUGAGGAAUUAAUUGCAAUUUUAAAGGACCCCCUUAAUUUUGGAUUAUUCCUUGAUGAUUACACUGCAAAUAUUUUAUUAGAUAAACUUAUAACGUCGUCAAAGUAUGAGCAAGCGGCUACGGUGGCUUCACUAGUUAUGCUGCAAGAGGAAUAUAAUAAUGACAUAACUUGUGCUCUAUGCCAAUAUGCCUGUUAUAAAUAUAUUAUAGGUUACAUUAAAUCUGAACCUACAGAAGCAAUUAAUGAAAAAAAGAAAACUGAAGAAAUAAAAAUUAGAAUCAAAUAUUUAAGAAACCCUUAUUUUGAUGAUCAUUUUGACAUUAAAGAUCUGUAUAUAGCAUCAGGCAAAACACUGGCAUGGAUAUCACAACAAAACAAUAACAAUUUAAACAAUAAUUUACAAUUAAUUGGAUGGUUGACAUACAGAAAAAAUGAUAAACUUGUGGCACUAUGUAACAACUUAUUUGAAAAUAAAUCUUCAAUAAUAUAUCCUGAAGUUAUUGAGUUACUCAAAAGAGAUUGUAACACUGUAGAAGAACAGUUUAAAAUAUCCUUAGAAAAUUGCAUUUCUAUGUUGAGUAAUGUCAAGCUUUCUGAAGUAUCAUUAGAAGAAUCACUGAAAACUCUUAUAGAAAAUGCUAUUAAUAAAAUUCAAAAUCAAGAUAUACUAGAACAACAAAAGUCAUUUAAAUUAUGGGAAGAAAUAAGAGAAGAAAAACUAGAAGAACAAACAAAACGUUUAGACAGAGCUAGGCGUUUGCAAUUAAUUCAAGAAAAAGAAGCUGAGAUGAAGGAAAGUGAACAAAAAUUAUGGUUUUUCGAAAAUGAGGAUAGUUUUGAUUUAGAAAUAGAAGAAAAAGAAAAACUUACAGAGGAAAGUGCUGCUAGAAAUGAAACAACAAAAAAUACUGAUGACAAUUAUAUUCCACCAGAAAUUUUACCUAAGCGAAAAUAAGAAUAUUUAAUAGGUUAUUGGAAUAAUUUUUAACUUACAGACCAUUUUACAGAAGAUUUAUUCAAAUGAUAUUGCGGAAGC